AUGACCGACUUGUGUGAACAACCACUUGGGCUACUUUGUGAGGUGGUACGACGAGAACUGGUACAUCUGCUCGAAUCACUGCCAGGAAUGAAGGAUCUGGUCGUCGACGCCACACUGCUCCGUCCGCUAGAUCGCAUAGCAUCGAUGAGUUUACUGCAAAAACACGGUUGUCAGCGGGUAAUUCCUCUUCGACUGAAUUCUCCCACUGCCAUCCCAUGGCAUCCGAAUGUGAUGCGUCGUGUAUAUCUACUUCGUAGUUCGUUGGAUAUUGCUCGAUUACUAGCUGAGCAUGUGCGUGCUUCACCCGAUAGGCAAAUUGCAGUCAUUUGGGUGGAUAGACGAUUGGUUGUUUGCGAACGUGAACUUGAACGCCAAGGAGUAUAUGGGCAAGUAGAAUCGUUCGAGCUCAGUAUCUCAUUUAUCUCUCUAGAAAAUGACCUUUUUUCGAUGGAAAUGCCUGCCACAACUGCUCAUAAAGACCUGCUAGCAUCCGCUAAUGCCUUGUUUCAAUUGCAGUCGUUAUAUGGCCUCAUACCAACAGUUUACGGUCUAGGAGAGCAAACGGAGAAGCUGUGGAAGUUAAUGCACCACGUCUACCUCGAACGAGGCGAACCGCGCUCAUCACCGGAUCAACCAAUCAGUCAUCUGUUCAUGUUUGACAGAUCAUUGGACCAGGCCACAGUGCUUAUGACUGGUCUCACCUACGAAGCGAUGCUUCAUGAGGUGUUCACUAUUGGAUGUGGGAAGAUUUCGUUUGGGCCUGAGGUUGAGGAGAGAAUGCGACCCGAGAUCGAACAAGGGGAGGCGGUGAAGAAAUCAAGGGUAUACGUUCUUGACAACAAUGAUGGAGUUUUUUCGUCGAUUCGAAACAAGCAUAUGACCGGAGUGUUCCCAUUCCUCAGCUCAAAAGCCAAGGAAAUUCAAUCGGAUUUCAACAAAGGUGCCUCGAUAGAUCAAGUUCGAGAUAUGAAACAGUUCGUUGCGCAUGAGCUGAAGUCGCUAAAGCUUCAACACCGUCAGUUGGAAAUGCAUAUUUGUGCUUGUGAAGUGUUGCUUGAGAAGAACGGAGCUGCUGGAGCUAGCGAUCGUUUACGAUUCGAGCAUGAGUUGGUCGCGGGCACAGCCAAUAUCGCAGAUGUGAUCUCAUACCUCGAAGACUGUAUGCUGCGUGAACUUCCGUCCUGGCAGGUUCUAUCAUUGGCAUGUCUAGCCUCUUUGGCUCAGAAUGGCCUCCCCGCUAAGCAUUUCCAGUCUUUUCGAGACCACUUCUUUAGGACAUACGGAUAUGAAUAUCUUCCCAUACUUCACAGUCUCACUUCGAAACGUCUUCUUACCGAGAAACCUCGUCCAAUAGUGGGUGGUGCAGGACCACCCGCACCUUCUUCGCCAGCGACUGGUGACUCCUUACCGACAUUACCUUUUCUCAUAAAGAGACUGAAUCUGGUUCCCACUGCAGAAGAUGCGGCUGUGGACCUACGCAAUCCUUCUACGAUGAGUUACGUCUUCUCCGGUGCUUUCACGCCACCUUUUUGUCAAGUCGUUGCUAAUGCAGUGGUGCACGGCUGGAACACAAAUGAGUUAAAAAAGACCUUUGGGCGAGUUCUUGUCGAGGAGAACAGCUACAUCCCGGCGGACCGCCGUCCUGACAAUCGUAUGAGAAAAGCAAUACUUGUCUUUUUCCUGGGAGGCGUGACCUAUGCAGAAGUAGCCGCUCUACGCCUGUUGGCUGUGCAGAAUAACUUCAGAAUUCUUAUUGCCAGCACUAAUGUUAUUCAUAGGGAGACUUAUAUGAAAUACAUGAGCGAUAUAGACCCGCGUAUGAUUUAA
This is a messenger RNA of Haemonchus placei, 1827 nucleotides long. Lineage: Eukaryota; Metazoa; Nematoda; Chromadorea; Rhabditida; Trichostrongylidae. The record is from the annotation of a GenBank genome assembly.